CAGUAUGACAGUCGACAGUAAAUAGGUACAUAAGCGUGCUUGACAUUAGAAGACUUAGUCUAAAUGGUCGUAGAUAAGACUCCGCAUCGUUACCUGGGCAAUCAGUCGGUGAUGACCACAUCUCUGUUCUUCGCCGUGGCAGUUAUUGCUAUGGUGACCGCUGAUGGAAUGACAUCGCUCCAACAAUGGAGACGGGAGAAACCUACACAAAUAAAUACUGAAAGACUACCACGAAGCGUUGACGAAUGUGGUGGCAUGUAUACUACUAAUUACGGUCAAUUCACAUCCCCGAAUUACUCUAUGGUAUACCCGAAUAAUGUUAAAUGUAAAUAUACUAUAUCUGUGACGUCCGGCUGGUUAAUAUGGCUACAAUUUGUGACUAUGGACAUGGAACAAUCGUCAGACUGCUACGCGGAUAGCCUCCGGAUAUACAAAGGUAAAAGCGACGCAACCGAGCCGCUUCAUAAUCUGUGCGGAUUAAACCUCAGCUUGCCGGCCAUAAAAGUGAACUCAUCGGACGUGUACAUUGUUUUCAAGUCGGACUCAGUCGGAAGUGGACGGGGAUUCAAAGUGGAGUACUUCGCGUUUGACGAGUCAGGGGCUCAUCAGAGGGAUUCUUAUACAAUGUGUCAAGACAACGUUGCCAUGGCACCGAGUGGCGUUCUCCUGUCUCAUCAAGGUUUCCCGGGCAACAACUAUGCGGAACACGCCGUGUGCAAAUUGAUAAUUCCAACUAGUGGUAAAUACGACGGCGUCAAGAUUGAGUUUUUCGACGUCUAUCUGAAAGUGUUUUCCGCCGGAACUUGCCAAGAAGAGAGCGAAACAAUUGUAGUAUACAAGAUGUAUCAUCGAGAACAUCUGGAGAUAUGUCGCAAUGAAUGGAGGAAGGUAUCUGUCAUGGUACCUGGAGACGACAAUUUUCCAGUCUUGCUCACUUUCCAUACAAGCCAACAUCGACUUGCUCCGUACCGAGGAUUUAAAGCCAUAUAUACUCAGUAUUAUGCCGACACUAAAUAUAUGUGGGAAGGAAGCGUGGGCUGCAAACAUGGCGAUUUCCACUGCAGGAACAGCCAAAUAUGCAUUCCCGAAUCCCUAGUGUGUGAUGGUUAUAACCAUUGCGGUGAUUUCCAGGAUGAACGUAACUGUGGUAACGAUUUUCUUUUCUCCGCGACCAGAAGAUGUGUGCAACCCAGACGAGUUCUAUUGCGGAGACUACGGCAGAUACGGAUCAGCAUGUAUAUAUAGAAUGAACGCAUUGUGUGAUGGAUGGCGUGAUUGUCCUAAUGGCGCCGAUGAAAAAAACUGCGCUAAUAUAC
Molecule: messenger RNA, 1316 nt
Organism: Saccoglossus kowalevskii
Lineage: Eukaryota; Metazoa; Hemichordata; Enteropneusta; Harrimaniidae
Molecular function (GO): protein binding
Source: RefSeq, a predicted model, not a curated record